Messenger RNA from Chilo suppressalis (striped riceborer), 3761 nucleotides. The record is from the annotation of a GenBank genome assembly. Lineage: Eukaryota; Metazoa; Arthropoda; Insecta; Lepidoptera; Crambidae.
GUUGUCAAAUUUAAGUUUAGCUUUAGAGAAUCAUGCCAGAAUCGACAUCAUUCUUUGUUAAUUUAACACAUUUGAAUCAAAUUUUGUUCUAAUACUUACUAUAAACUGAUUUAUUGUUUUUGACAACGCGAACAUCUUACGGAGCUCCGUUUAUCGUCCAAUGUACCUUUUGGACAGGUUUCGUCCUCGAUUUUGUACGUGUUGUUGUAUCUAGGGUAUUUAAUAUCGUUGAUCUAAAAUCCUUAUUCAUAGCUUGGAAUACUACAUUGUGUUUCGUCUGGACACAGAUCUAGGAAGUUAUUAUUGUUUUCGGGCAUCUUACGCCAAACUAAUGCCAAACGCAGCGUCGUUAGCAUAUUUUAGAUGGAAAUUGCAUUUCAAGGGUUAAUUUAAGGUGAUAUUCUCUUUCUGAAAAUGAAACGAAAGUUUUACAGUUCAUCUUUCACAUUAUUGUGAAAAAUAUUGUAAUCCUCCUUAAUAAUAUCAGAAGCCAUUUCUGCAAUCAUCAUGACAGCGGCAUUUGUGUUAACACUUGGUAUGGUAGGCAUUAUGCUUGCAUCUACUACUCUCAAUCCACUCAAACCAUAUACACCAAGAUUGUUGUUUACAACGGCUCGUAAGUCUUCACUAUCACCCAUUUUCGCUGUACCAACAGGGUGGUAAACAUUGUACGUCACCGUUCUUGCCAUGCAUUCCCAAUAAUCAUUACUGGCAAAUUCAGUGCCAUCACAAUCUUUGUGUUGUAUCCUUUUCAAUUCAGCUUUAGCUUCCUUAAACGUUGGAGUGUUAAUUAUAUCCGUUAAUCUCUUUAUACCAUCAACAAAAGUUUUCAUAUCACGCUUAUCACUGAAAUAUUUAGGAUAUAUUUUUGGAAAAUCUGCAGGAUUUCUCGAGCGUAACUCAAUUUUGCCUCGCGAAAACGGUCUACAUAAAGAUACAAAAAAUAUUAUUAAUUCCUUCUCGGAAUUAAAAUUUGAGAACUGUUCACAUAUAUCAUCUUGGAAGGACAUUAUAUCUUUACACAUUGAGUACACAUAGGAUGUGUUAGGUACGAAAUAGUUGUGAUCAAUUUGAACAUCAGGUAAUUCUUUGCCAUCAGGAACUGAGUAAAAUGCAUUGAUAUUUGGUUGAUCAUAAUUGGUGGCAUGUGGACCGGUCUGAUCCAAUAAAUAUUGUGCAGCAGCUAUCAACCAGUACUUGUUAUCUUUCUCUUUAGCUCCAGUAUCGAUUGUUACUGGGAUCGGUAUUCUAACAUGGUCUUGAAGGUUUUUUCCAACUGCCAUAUGUUGUACUACUUUAAUACCCAAUUCCUGUAGAUGGUUUUUUGGUCCUAUCCCUGAAAGCAUCAAUAUGAUAGGCGUAUUUAUAGCGCCAGCACUUAAAAUUAUAUCUUUGGAUGCGUACAAUGUAAAGGCUUCGCCGCUCUUAACAAUAACUCUUAGACUUUUAGCCCUGUAUUCAUCGUCAAUAUUAACUUUUGUGACAUAUGAGGUUUUCAAAACAUAUAAAUUCUCACGUUUACUAGCUGGAUUGAGAAAAGCAGUUGCUGUGCUAACUCUUCUGCCUUUGUGAUUUCCUCCUCUUAAUUUGCCGACACCCAUUUGAGUUGGUCCGUUUAAAUCAUCCAAGUACUUUAAGCCCAUUUCUUUGUACGCGUUUGUUAACAUUUCUGCUAUUUCAAUAUGGGUGAAAUUCAAUUGAUCAACAAUGAAUUCGCCUUCAGUACCGUGAUCUUUCCUUAAGUCAGGAUUGUUUAGGAUGAAAGGGUCAACAACUUUUUCACUUUUCAUGAAGUAUUGCUUUAUAGUUUGCCAGUCCCAGCCACCUCCUUUCUCGACCUGCCAAUGUUUAUAAUCACCCUGGCUUCCUCGCAUAUAAAGGAGACCGUUGAUCGAUCCAGUACCACCCAGGACUCUGCCUCGGGGCCAAAAAGAUCUUCUAUCUACACUGCCCUUAUUGGUAUUAUUAUCUCGUUCUGUAUAAUACUGGAAUACGUGUUUGCUUCUGUGUGUGGCUCCUGCAAAAUUUGGUACAAUUGAUUCAAGGGGAGGAUCUUCACCAGCUUCUAUGAGUAGCACCUUCCACUCGGGGAUCUCGGACAGUCUGCUAGCCACGAUGGAGCCCGCAGUCCCUGAUCCCACUACGAUGAAAUCAAAUGUGUCGCCAUAUUUGCAUGGGCAUAUCCUUCCUCACCGUGCUCGUGUUCUACUUGCCGUCGGACAGCGGCGAGAAGGUCUUUGCCUCACUGGGAAUCAAACCUGGGACCUCUGAGUAGGAGACCUUUAAAAGGUUCAUACCAUUCGGCCACGGAGGUUAUCCAAAUAAUAAAUAUGUAUAUAUAACACAGAACAUAAUCCCCCUUAUUAAAAACGAGGACUACGCUUGGAUUAGUUACUUCAUUUUUUGUCUCUGUCUUUUGAAUGACAAAUUACAUUUGAGCGACAUAAACAAAACACAGCGUAUCUAAUCUAAGCUCAUUCCUUGUUUAUAAAUAAGGAGGAAUAUGUUUAAUGUGCAAAGAGAUUUCCACUUGUGCCCUGAUAACGUUGUCAAUAAGUUCACGGAGUUUAAAACCAAUUUAUUGUGCAUCGUAAACAACACAACACAUCCCAAUGAACACGAAAACGAGUUAGUAAAACCAGUUGGUUGAAUCUUUAAGGAAAUUCAAUCACUAUUAAAAUACUUCGACAAAGGGCGGGCGUGUGUGUCUUCAUCUCGAUACCUCACUUGAAAUAACAUUAAUUUUGUAAACAAAUUGUGUGCAACGUUUCAAUAUGGAAACACGUGCUAAGUGGUGUUUAAGUUUUGGAUUGUUAUUAACAGUGAUGAGUACAGUUAACAGUCAGUACCGAUACGACUACAGCUACCAUACUAAAGCGAGGGGAUGGCUGAAGCUCCACAUCAUGCCGUCCACGUUCAAUGAUGCUUUCAGGAUAUGCAACGCUGAAGGUGCAGUGUUAGCGUCCCCACUAAACAUUUUACUGAAAAACGUGAUGAUGACGAUACAGAACAAAAUGGUCGGUGACUCCUGCGCAUUGUACACAGGGAUCCACUCAAUCUUCGCCCAAGGAUCAUUCGCAUCAGUUGAAGGGAAACCUAUAGCCAGACUUGGUAUAGAGUGGGCCCCCAAUGAGCCCGACAACUACAACAACACCGAAAGCUGUAUCGUCAUGCUCCAGAACGGUACCAUGGCCGACGUCCGCUGCACAGAGACAUUUCCCUUCAUCUGCUACAAGAAGAAGUCUAACAACAUGGCGCUUAAUGAUUGUGGAACUAUUGAUAAUGAAUACUCCUUGGACUCUCGCACGGGCAGCUGUUACAAGUUCCACCGAGUGGGUCGCACCUGGAGGAACGCCUACAUGACCUGCAUGGCCGAAGGGGGCCACCUCGCCAUCAUCAACAGUCAAACCGAGAUGCAGGUCCUCAAAGAGCUCUUCGCUAAGCAUCCGACUGAUUCGAUCUCCGCUCAAAGCAGAGACGUUAUUGCGGUUGGCUUCCACGAUUGGGGAGAAAGUAGAGUCUGGUAUACUGUCCACGGACAAUCGAUCGUGGACGCCGGGUACUCGACUUUCGCACAAGGCCAACCGGAUGACGACAAGAGUUUCGACAGCACCGGCUCGCACUGCGGCGGCAUGUUCCGCGACGGACUGCUGGACGACUUCUGGUGCAUCGGCAACACCCUCCCCUUCAUCUGCGAGAAAAGACCCGACAGCUUGACCGCGGAAGACGACGAUCUAUAAUUUAUCUACAAUUAACGCAAA